ACAACUACACCCAGCACACACCAGGGGCCCUCACUUAGUGUGUUGUUACAGGUGUCGAACUCAAGGCCCGGGGGCCAGAUGAUACAACUACACCCAGCACACACCAGGGGCCCUCACUUAGUGUGUUGUUACAGGUGUCAAACUCAAGGCUCGGGGGCCAGAUGAUACAACUACACCCAGCACACACCAGGGGCCCUCACUUAGUGUGUUGUUACAGGUGUCAAACUCAAGGCCCGGGGGCCAGAUGAUACAACUACACCCAGCACACACCAGGGGCCCUCACUUAGUGUGUUGUUACAGGUGUCAAACUCAAGGCUCGGGGGCCAGAUGUGGCCCGCCACUUCAUUUUAUUUGGCCCUCGAAAGCCUGGAAAUAUGUAUCAAUAAAAAUGUUCUUACUAAAUGUAUUUCUUUCUAUUUUGUCAGGAAACAAAUACAUGUUCUCCAUGUCAUCGCAAAUGAUGUCCACUUGAAUAUAUACAAAUAUAUAAUCACACAUUCAAACCAUUUUUUAAUAGAAAUACAUAAUAAUAAUAACUAGAUGAUGUGUGAAUGAAAUACAUAAUAAUAACUAGAUGAUGUGUGAAUGAAAUACAUUAUAAUAACUAGAUGAUGUGUGAAUGAAAUACAUAAUAAUAACUAGAUGAUGUGUGAAUGUUCCAAUGUGAAGUUGAAGUGAAAUGCUGACAGAAUGAAUGGAAGAAUAGUUUGGAUGUUGAAGAGUUUGAAUUUCCAGGAAAAAAUGUAACUUCCAACUCCAGGUACGACACACACAGGUGAUGAUAAAUAGCAAAUACAUUUUGCGGAUGCCGUAAGAUGUGGGCGUGGCCUGGCGUCCAACUUUGCUGUGAUGCUUGGCCACAAAACACUGAACGUUAAUAACUGGACUCCACAAAAAGCAGACCUUGAUCCUAACUGGUAGGAAUAAAGGUGACACCCAUUACCUGUUCAUACCUAUUUGUAGUGGGCGGAGCUCUCAUUUCUGCACUGGAGGUGAUCAGUGACAGAUAUUUCAUUGAGCGAUGCCAGGCUACAAAAGAAUGACAAAAUGUGGGCGUGGCAUGGCGCCAAACUUUGGUCCGAAAGGUUCAUAAUAAUUUCUACAAAUAACGAGAGUCUGAAGUUGCUUUCAUUUCAUUUCAUCCAUUUUCUCCCGCCUGAGUCCUUGAGCAAAGAUCAAAGUAGCGGAAGCGCGUCUUUAAGCGACUUGAAACUCUGCCGGCAACAUGGCGGCCCCUUUCAGUUUCCUGGCAGAACCACUUCCUGCCAAGACUCCCCGCCGAGGCCCGGUCAAAGUCCGGCCGGCUCUCUCCUGGCACUCGCUGGCUCUUCCAUUCAGCAUCUUUUCCAGUCAAACGGCCUCUUCAUUAUUUUACUGCGGGGCUGUGAGGUGCACUUUAAUGAAUCUGUGCAACAAAGACUCUUUUCAGCGCGGCGGCGGGAGAAAGGGGGCUAUUUAGACCCUCUAGGGCUUUAUGUCAGAGGCAGCCCAUAAUAGUUGUCACAUUCCCACUGGCCAGAAAUGGACUUAAGUCCGCGUGGAGGGAGAUGUUUCUGUUUGGAAGCAAAUAUUUUCCCACGGCAGGAGGCCUCUCUCGCUACUGUAAAGAGUUGCUGAAAGUCCAGGAGAGGUUCUGCUGAAGGACGCAGGUGGGCGGGGAAAGAGUUAAACUUCCAACGCCCCUCCCCGUCUGCGGGGAGUCCGGCCCCCUGAAAGAUCCCCUCGCCCGCUGCAGAGCUCCUCACUCCAGCUCGGAAAUGUGCGCCGGCGUCAGGGGGGAACAUGCUCUGAGGGACUUUCCGGGAUCCGGGCGGCCGCCGCAGGGAUAGGAGGACGGGAAUGGCCGUCAUGAACCCGCCGUUCAUGAAUUUCUGCUUCCCGGGCUGCGUGACGGAGUAUGACGUGGACAAAAGUCCGGACGGGGGUCUCCUGGGCGAGGCAGAGAAGGAGGAGGACUACAGGGAGACCACCAGGGAGCUCCUGAGCUUCAUGGACUCGGCCUCUAGCAACAUCAAGCUGGCCUUGGACAAGCCGGUCAAGUCCAAGAGGAAAGUCAACCAUCGCAAGUACCUGCAGAAGCAGAUCAAGAGGUGCACCGGCAUCCUCUCCCCCGACGCGGCGGGCAAGGGCCCAGGGUCCUCCGCCCAGCCUGCAGGCCAAAGCAAGACGCUCCCCAAGCGCGAAGGUGUCCAGGCCAGCAUGCAGAGCCGCAGCUUGGCCGCGCUCUUCGGCCCCGCCAAGGACGCCAAGAAGCCGCCCCUGCGCCAUCGCAACCUGCCGCUCUCCUUUUUCACUGAGCCCGCCAACUGCUCCACCGUGUCCCCCGCCUUGUCGGGGAUGUCGCUGAGGGACCUGGAGCGCUCCAACCCGGAGGCCGCCGACUUCUUCGAGCUGCUGGGACCAGACUACGGCAACGUGUCGGCCGAGCAAGAACUCUACCAGGCCGCACGGGGGCAGACGGACUUGGUGGGCCUGGAGCUGUCCGCUCACGACGCCCACCACUUCGCCGGGGGUCUCGUGUACUCGGAGCCGUGGACUAGCUGCUCGCCUCCACUCGCCAGAAAGCUCCCGGAGAGUCUGCGGACCGCCGCCGCCCAGCCUGCGCUCUACUGCCACCCAGAGGCCGCAGCCGUGGACGACAACGCCCUGUGCUCCUUGGCCUUCUCCAACUUCUUUGCGGAAUGUUCCAUACCUCACUUCGAUGACUACAGCAGGACCACGUACUCAUCGCUAUGACGACACUAUUCUUUGUCGCUACGUAACAAGAACGACUGCGGACCGGCCAGGACCAUUCGCUAAUGUAGCGUUAGCAUUAGCACCGGUGCUAGAGUUGUACAAAAUGUUUAUUUAAAAAAAGAUGUAACACAAAUGUUAGCAUGAGCAUUCAGUAGCUACAGAACAAGUGUUUCGUACUGCUGCUUGAAUGUUUUCUACAUGUUCUAACACCGAAGAUGAAACCCUGACUGGCGGAUGUUGCCAAUGCAAAGUUACAAAAUAAAAGUCGUGGUCGUUCUGACAACGCUCUCGAGGCGGCGACAUUUCUCCUUUUUAUCGCCUUCAAACUUCCAUGACGGAUGCUGAGAUUUAGCGCUAAAAUGUUUUUUUUUUUUUAAAUCUGUGCAGAUGAAAUAAAGCUGGUCUUUAUUGUCGCCUUUUUUGUCUUCUCGUCUUUUUCUUGAAUCCUGCAAAUUGGAGGCACCGAGCGGAAGUAAGACGCAAAGAGAACUUUCAAAGUAAGAGACAUGACUUGGCUGCUGGGUUCAUUCUCCACCACUAAUAGACAAUUACACCAGGAACCACUCCUAUGUCAGCGCUAAUAAUGUGUAAUAAACUGUUCUAAUGAUUUACAACAAGUAGGAGCUGCUUUUUACGACACGAUACACAAAUGUGUGUUUUGUUUUGAGGUGAAGUGCUCUUUAAAAUG
Messenger RNA from Entelurus aequoreus (snake pipefish), 3424 nucleotides. Its product is annotated as protein FAM181B. Bases 1840 to 2736 code for a protein of 298 amino acids. Lineage: Eukaryota; Metazoa; Chordata; Actinopteri; Syngnathiformes; Syngnathidae. The record is from RefSeq and is a predicted model, not a curated record. The transcript has a single exon.